Leguminivora glycinivorella is the source of this 3151-nucleotide messenger RNA. It is a transcript of the gene CoRest, whose product is annotated as REST corepressor. The transcript is spliced from 11 exons. NCBI's taxonomy places the organism in Eukaryota, Metazoa, Arthropoda, Insecta, Lepidoptera, Tortricidae. Gene Ontology annotation, biological process: regulation of transcription by RNA polymerase II; negative regulation of DNA-templated transcription. The coding region runs from base 151 to 1746 and encodes 531 amino acids. Gene Ontology annotation, cellular component: histone deacetylase complex; transcription regulator complex. Gene Ontology annotation, molecular function: transcription corepressor activity. The record is from RefSeq and is a predicted model, not a curated record.
AUUGAUGCGGUGGUUUGAAUUGAAGUGCGAAGCUCCGCAUUUCCAAUAAUAUUCGUUUUUAUAUUGUAUAUUUUAAGUUAAGUAAAUGAAUUUGUGAUUUGUGUAAAGUUGACUUUCUAUUAUUUGUCGUAAGUGCUUAUUUAGUUAAUCAUGGUUCUGGCGGAACGAAGUACUGAUGUUCGAAACGGGAAGCGGUCGAGAGGGCCUAGCCCCAAUGGCCAUGGAAGUCCAGAUUCCAGUUCAGAGGAUGAGAAUGUAGUGCCAUUUGCAGCUGAGAAGAUAAGAGUAGGACGGGACUACCAGGCAGUGUGCCCCGAGCUGGAGCCCUUGGAACAGCGAAGACCUGAACUAAUUUCUGACAGAGCAUUGCUUGUGUGGUCACCUACUUGUGACAUAUCUGAUUCCAAAUUGGACGAAUACAUAACUAUAGCUAAAGAAAAGUAUGGGUAUAAUGGUGAACAAGCACUUGGUAUGUUAUUCUGGCAUAAACAUGACCUAAAUCGGGCUUCCAUGGAUUUGGCCAACUUCACACCGUUUCCAGACGAGUGGACAGUGGAGGAUAAAGUGCUAUUUGAGCAGGCAUUCCAGUUUCAUGGCAAAAGCUUUCACAGAAUUAGGCAGAUGUUACCCGACAAAUCAAUAGCAUCAUUAGUUAAAUAUUACUAUUCAUGGAAAAAAACAAGAGCACGGACUUCACUGAUGGAUGUGGUUGGUGAAGGUCGCACGGCUACAGGAUCGGGUACAGGCAAGCGGGAAUCCGGUGCCGGGUCAGAGCCUGGAGGCUCAGACAAGGAGUCCGAUAAUGAUGAGAAGAAGUGGACUAUCCAUCGGGGUAUUGUCCGCGGGAGCAGGUCGCCCGGCCCGGCGACGCGCAGCGAGCGCAGCGGCUCGCAAGGCGCCCAGGGCGAGAACGGCGGCGAGGGCGCGGGCAAGUGGUGCUCGGUGUGCGGCAUUCAAUGCUCCCAGACCACGGCGCACAACUCGCAAAAGCUGUGUCAGGCCUGCCUCGUGCACGCCAGACGCACGGGGACGAUGAGACCGCUCUGUGGCCCGUCGGGGCGGCGCGGGCCCGGCUCCAAACAGCAGCGGUACAAGCACCGGCUGCCGAGAGGCAUUUACAUCAAUCAUGAUGAUCUGGUGGCCAUGGCGACCGGCCCGCAGCCCGGCGAGCCUUCGCAGCCCGGGCUCGUCAAUCAGGGCGAGGCGAUGCUCAAAGCCAUGGACAGAGAAAUUAUAUCUCUCAAGAGACAAGUGCAACAGAACAAGCAGCAACUAAGUGCAAUGAAGCGUAAAGUUGGAGACAGUGGAGUCGAGGAACUGAGGCCUGGCGAGCCUCCGGCAAAAAUUAACUCGCGCUGGACUAAUGACGAGUUAUUAAUGGCUGUGACAGCUGUUAGGAAAUAUGGCAAAGACUUCCAAGCCAUCGCAGAGACACUGGGCACAAAGACCGAAGCGCAUGUACGCACGUUCUUCAUCUCUUACCGCCGACGAUACAACCUCGACGCCGUGCUGCGAGAGCAUGAAGCUGACCGCGGCAACGCCAACCACAUACCCGCAGGAACCACUAGCACGGAAAACGCCGAAAGUGCCGUUGAUAAUUCUAAUGGUAACAAUGGGACAGCUUCCCCACAAAUCACAUCUAAGGACGAAAAAACGGAAGUGGACAGCGAAGGCGUAGCCAUCGGCGCGCCGGCGGAGCAGGGCGGGCCGCCCACCACGCCGCCCAAGCACAAACCCACCAAGUGAUGCAUCUCACCCGCGCCCUGGCACACGAGCCUAGCCACCGCGACCGAGAUCUAACUAUGGAUGAGCAAACGGCAACGAUUCACCUUACUGUACAGGUCAAAUUCACAAGACCUGGCAUGAAUGGAGCUAGUCACCCGGCAGACAAAUCUGUGUCUAUUCCUCGCCUCACAUGGACGGAUGUGUCCGUCAGACAAAUCUGUCAGGUCAGUACGUGUAUGGCUAGCUAAUGAGCGAACGAAAAUCUGCACCUGUGUGACAGAUGAACCAAUGAAAUGGUGGCUCUUGAUAGUUACGACUAUAUCUAGAUACCGGUGUCACUCCAAUCAAAGUUUUGUUCAUUCCAUUCAUGCCAGCUCUCGUGAAACAAUCUGUACCUCUAGUGUAGAUGUCAUUUGAAAACCAGAGGCCACUUAAACGUUUCGGUAAGCCAAAUUUUGUAUAGGAUCUUUAAGAAAGCGGGACGUUUUGGAAAUUGUCUAAACAAAUUCUUUUCAAAACAAUAUAACGUUUUUGAAUGAAAUUCACACUAGGGACUCUGGUCAUUUAUUAACCCUUUGAACGCCAUUAAUACUGAAGGCGUCUCUAGUCGUACCCACAGCGUCAUGGAAAAUAUGUCAUGUACUAAGGUGUACCGCACUUGCGCUCGUGACCUUGGCGUGACGUUUUUGUUUAUUAAAACGUUCAGUGGGUUAGUGAAAUCGUACUUCCUAGAUCACAGGCUUUUUCGGUCCUAAUAGAAGAAGGGUUCCCUAUAGAUGUAUACGUUGUUUAUGCCUUAUUUCUUUGCCCUCGUAUGAGGUGGAUAGAUUAAGAGUGAAAUCAUGGGCACUUUUCUUCCAUUAAGAUUAUAGAAUAUAAUAAUAAAUUCUGUGUAGGACAAAACAUGUAAUUUUCAUAAAUUAAAAAGGUGAGGGCUACGUUUUUGAUAACGGCCCUUGUAUAUAUUCUAUCGAUUUCAAAAUAUCACAUUUUUGAAGUCUUUCUUAAGUAUCCUUGUACUUUAUAGCGGUGAGGGUUAAAAAUGCGAUAUUUUGGAAGCUAUGCUUAGGUGCAUAUAAUUGCCAAUUUUAAUGAAUUUAUACAAUCGUGUCUCUUGCUUUUCAUCCAAUGUCAAUCACUGAAUUAUUCGCUAUGAUUGCUAAAAUGUAAACUACUUAUGUUAUGAGUGUAUCUAAGCAAUAUGUUCACAAUUAGAAUAUUUAUUCUAUGACAUGUCAUAAAUUUCUUAUGUAAUGAAUUUUAAUUUUCCUACCGGUAUAUUUAGUAAUAAAAAUCUUCAAGGUGGUGAUAAGAAAAACACAGGCAUUUUAUAUGUUAGGACAUAACCCGCAGUCAUCUUGCGACAGGGUUAUCAAACUAUUAGUAUCUCGUCAUCGAGUAUUGUCACAAAAGAGCAUUAAUUUAU